AUGGCCCCUCUGACACGCUUUCGGUCAGACGAUAACAACAUCCCCCUUCCAAAUAUGCUCGAGUAUUACACGCAAAGAGCCAGUACGUCAGGAACGUUGAUCAUUGCCGAAGCGACGCAGAUUUCCCCUCAGCACUGCGGCGGCCCCAAUGCUCCCGGUCUGUGGAAAGCCGCUCAAAUUGAAUCUUGGAGCAAGAUAACCGAAGCUGUGCAUUCUCGAGGCUGUGCCAUUUAUUGCCAGCUGUGCGCACCUGGCCGCGCUGGUCGUCUAGAAGGCCAUCCGCUCUACAGCUCUAGCGCAGUGCCCAUGGAAGCCAGCGCGACUGUGCCACAGGCCAUGACAAACUCGGAGAUUCGGGAUUGCAUUCGAGACUUUCGAAAUGCAGCAUCCAAUGCAAUCGAGGCAGGAUUUGAUGGUGUUGAACUCCAUGGUGCUAAUGGUUAUUUGAUCGAUCAGUUCAGUCAAAGCACUUGCAAUAAUCGCACAGAUGAUUGGGGUGGCUCGGUCAAAAACCGGUCCAGGUUCAUUUUGGAGGUUGCCAAGGCUGUUACUACGGCCAUUGGUAGCAACAAAAUUGGAGUCAGACUCAGCCCAUGGAGUACAUUCCAAGGUAUGAAGAUGGAGGAAUACCACGCGGAAGAGCAGUUUUCGCAUAUUAUCUCGGAGAUGAAGGCACUGCAGCUUUCGUAUCUACACCUGAUCGAGUCAAGAGUUGCCAACAAUGUGGACUGCGAGAAGAAGGAAGGGUUGGAAUUUGCUUUUCGAAUUUGGGGAAACCAGUCGCCAAUCCUUGUCGCUGGAGGCUUCGACGGCGAGUCGGCUCGUUCCGCAAUUGAUGGCGAGUAUCAGCAACACGACACUCUUGUCGUUUUUGGCCGCUAUUUUGUUUCCACGCCAGAUUUGGUCUUUCGUCUAAAGCACGGGCUCGAGCCAAACACCUAUGACCAUUCCGCCUUCUAUACCCCUGUUCAGAGCAAGUGCUACAUCGAUUAUCCGUUUAGCAAACAGUUUUUAGACCAGUACAAGGCAUAA
Molecule: messenger RNA, 1032 nt
Organism: Akanthomyces muscarius
Lineage: Eukaryota; Fungi; Ascomycota; Sordariomycetes; Hypocreales; Cordycipitaceae
Exons: 1
Coding region: 1-1032 (343 amino acids)
Molecular function (GO): NADPH dehydrogenase activity; FMN binding
Source: RefSeq, a predicted model, not a curated record